AUGUCUGAGAAGCACUUACAAACAGGUGAUGUUCUGCCUCCCUACAGUGGAAAACUGCGGCUGUUUGCAAUGAGAUUCUGCCCAUAUGCUGAAAGAAGUGUGCUUGUGUUGAAUGCUAAAAAUCUUGAAUAUGAUUUAGUCUUCAUCAAUUUGGAUCAUAAACCAGAAUGGAUCUUCCAAUUUAGUCCCAAGGGUACUGUACCUGCUCUAGAGUAUGAACAAGGAAAGGCAAUAUUUGAUAGUAACAUCAUAAAUGUAUACUUGGAUGAGAAGUAUCCUGAGAAAGCCCUCCAGGCUUCUGACCCCCUGCGCAGAGCAGAAGAUAAAAUGAUUGUGGAAAACUUUAGUGCUGCCCAAUCUGCAUACUACACUGCUGCCUUCAAUGCACAAGCUCUGCAGCCAAGUAUGGUUGAAAACUACCACAAAGGUCUAGAAGGCUUGCAAAAGGAAUUGGAAAGCCGGGGCACUAAGUUCCUCCAUGGAGCUGAAGCUGGUCUAGUAGAUUUGACUUUAUGGCCAUUUUUGGAAAGAUUCCUUGCACUGCCACUUUUGGGAAAACCUGAAUUUGCUAUUGACUCAACUAAGUAUGGUUUGUUGACAACAUACAUUGAAGCAAUGAAGGCAGUACCUGCUGUGAAAUCAUACUACUUGGCAGCUGAGACCCAUGCCAAGUUCACCGAGUCCCGUGCUAAAGGAGACCCUAACUACAACAUGCUGGAUACUAGUGCAGUCUGCUGCAUGCGUCCGAGGAAGAAGAAAGAAUAA
Chilo suppressalis (striped riceborer) is the source of this 765-nucleotide messenger RNA. NCBI's taxonomy places the organism in Eukaryota, Metazoa, Arthropoda, Insecta, Lepidoptera, Crambidae. The record is from the annotation of a GenBank genome assembly.